Molecule: messenger RNA, 1701 nt
Organism: Beauveria bassiana ARSEF 2860
Lineage: Eukaryota; Fungi; Ascomycota; Sordariomycetes; Hypocreales; Cordycipitaceae
Product: ser/thr protein phosphatase type 5
Exons: 8
Coding region: 1-1701 (566 amino acids)
Cellular component (GO): nucleus; cytosol
Molecular function (GO): protein serine/threonine phosphatase activity; protein binding
Source: RefSeq, a predicted model, not a curated record
AUGGGUCAGCUUUCAGGUGGAACCUUCCAGGGCCCGCGGCUCGCCCCGCAGACCGCACCAGCAAGGGCUCGUUCUUGGUCGGCGCCGGCAAACAAUUGGACUCGCGCAUCGUUAUUCAAUCUCAACUGGCGCAUCUGCCGCGACAUUUAUCCUCUGCUCCGGUCGCCGCCAGCAUACGACCCCCCUCUCCCGAUCUCCUCCCCCCAAGAUCCUAUCACCGAGCGCGCCGACCACACAUCUCCGAACCCGGCACCCUAUCCCGGCUGCAAUACCACCAUGUCGCAAGCUGUCGACCUCAAGAACCAGGGCAACAAGGCCUUUGCUGCUGGUGACUUUCCGGCUGCAAUCAAGUUUUACUCACAGGCCAUCGAGCUCAACGACAAGGAGGCUACUUUCUACACCAACCGUGCCCAGGCAUACAUCAAAACAGAGGCCUUCGGAUAUGCCAUUAUAGACGCCGGUAAGGCCAUUGAGCUUAACCCAACGCUCGUCAAGGCCUACUACCGCCGAGGUCUUGCCCGAACCGCCAUCCUGCGUCCCAAGGAAGCUGUGAAUGAUUUCAAGGAAUGCGUCCGCCUCGAUCCUGCCAACAAGGAUGCUCGUUUGAAGUUGGAAGAGUGCAAGAAGAUUGUUCGGCAACUUGCUUUCUAUGCCGCCAUCGAAGUGGGCGACGAGCCCUCUGCCGCCGAGGGUCUAGAUGUGGCUUCCAUGAUUCUCGAGGACGGCUAUGAUGGUGUCCAGCUCGGAGACGAAAUGACGCAAGAGUUCAUCGACGACAUGAUUGAGAGAUUCAAGAAUGGCAAGAAGAUUGCCAAGAAAUACGUCUAUCAGAUCCUCAUUGCUGUCAAGAAAAUCAUCUACGACGAGGCUACAAUGGUGGAGAUGACAAUUCCUGACAAUGUCCAGCUGACUGUUUGUGGCGACACACAUGGUCAAUAUUUCGAUCUCUUGGAGCUGUUCCGCAAAAACGGCACGCCUACUGACAAGCACUGGUACCUGUUCAACGGCGACUUUGUCGAUCGUGGAUCGUGGUCCUGCGAGAUUGCCCUGCUACUUUACGCUUACAAAUGGCUGCGGCCUAAUGGCUUUUUCCUGAAUCGUGGCAACCACGAGACGGAUGACAUGAACAAGGUCUACGGCUUUGAGGGAGAAUGCAAGGCCAAGUACAACGAGAGAAUCUUCAAAAUCUUCUCCGAAAGCUUCUCUGCUCUGCCUUUGGCUACCCUGGUUGGCAGUAAAUACCUGGUUCUCCACGGUGGCCUGUUCUCUGAUGACAAGGUCACUCUCGAUGACAUUCGCAAGCUCAACAGACACAACCAGAAGCAGCCCGGCCAGUCUGGUCUGAUGAUGGAGAUGCUGUGGACGGAUCCUCAAGAAGAGCAGGGCCGUGGACCUAGCAAGCGCGGUGUCGGCAUGCAGUUUGGCCCGGAUAUUACCAAGCGUUUCUGCGAGAACAACGGCCUCGAGGCCAUUAUUCGAAGCCACGAAGUCCGCAUGGAUGGUUAUGAAGUCCAACAUGACGGCCGAUGCAUUACUGUCUUUUCCGCCCCCAGAUACUGCGAUUCAACCGAGAACCGCGGUGCGUACAUCAACAUUGGCUCGGACUACAAGUUGCAGUAUGAGCAGUUUGACGCCGUUCCCCACCCAGAUAUUCGACCCAUGGCUUAUGCCCAGAACUCGCUCAUGUCUUCGCUAGCGUAG